CAUGGCCCUCAGGCAUAUCCUCCUACCGCUUCUGCUACUCCUGAUGGGCGAGGGAAGUUGCGGCUCCAAACAGCAGCAAGAUAAUUUAUUGGUUCUAACUGUGGCCACCAAGGAGACAGAAGGAUUCAGACGGUUCCAGAGAUCAGCUCGGUUCUUCAAUUACAAGAUCCAGGUCCUUGGACUGAAUGAGGAAUGGCACGGUGGAGACGACAAGAAGACAGCAGGAGGUGGGCAGAAGAUCCGUCUCUUGAAAUCAGCUUUGGAAGGCUAUGCAGACCAAGAAAACUUGGUCAUUCUCUUCACAGAAAGUUAUGACGUUAUCUUUGCAUCGGGCCCUGCGGAGCUGUUGAAGAAGUUCAGGCAGGCUAAGUCCAAAGUCGUCUUCUCAUCAGAGACUCUCAUCUACCCGGACCGGAGACUGGAAGCCAAAUACCCGCAGGUCCGAGAAGGGAAACGAUUCCUGGGUUCUGGAGGGUUCAUUGGCUACGCUCCAUAUCUCAGCAAGCUUGUGGCAGGUUGGCAGGGGCAGGACAGUGACAGCGAUCAGCUCUUUUAUACCGGUGUCUUCUUGGAUCCAGAAAAGCGGGGAAACAUCAAUAUAUCUUUAGAUCACAGGUGUCGAAUCUUCCAAAACCUGAAUGGUGCUCUAGAUGAGGUGGUCCUAAAGUUCGAAAACGGUCGAGUGAGAGCACGAAACCUGGCAUUCGACAGCCUCCCGGUUGUGAUUCAUGGCAAUGGCCCCACCAAGUUGCAGUUAAAUUACUUGGGAAACUACAUCCCACAGAUAUGGACCUUCGAGACUGGCUGCACUGUUUGCAGCGAAGGACUGAGGAGUCUCUCCAGCCUCAAAGAGGAGGCGCUGCCGCUGGUUCUGAUUGGCAUCUUCAUUGAGCAGCCCACCCCAUUCCUCACCCCAUUCUUCCAAAGGCUUCAGAAGCUCCGCUACCCAAAGAAACGGAUCCAGCUCUUUAUCCACAACCACGAAGAGCAUCAUCUCUCCCAGGUGGACGAGUUUGUGGAGGAGCACGGAGAAGAAUAUCGCUCCGUCAAAGUGAUUGGGCCAGAGGAUCACAUGGAGAAUGCUGAUGCGCGGAAUAUGGGCAUCAAUCUGUGUAGACAGGAUCCUGUUUGUGAAUAUUACUUCAGCAUCGAUGCUGAAACGGUGGUGAAGAACCCGGACACGCUGCGAAUCCUGAUGGAACAGAACCAGUCUGUGAUUGCCCCACUUGUCGGCCGCCUGGGGAAGCUGUGGACCAAUUUCUGGGGUGCCUUGAGCGCAGAUGGAUACUACGCCCGCUCGGAGGACUACAUCGAUAUUGUUCAGGGGCGGCGAGUUGGACUCUGGAACGUCCCGUACAUCUCAAGCAUCUACCUGAUCAAAGGCAGCAUCCUUCGAUCAGAACUCACUCAGGCCGACCUCUUCCACAGUGGGAAAUUAGACGCAGACAUGGCUCUCUGCCACAACAUCCGGGAGCAGGGCAUCUUCCUGUUUGUAACAAAUCAGCAGCACUUUGGGCACAUCCUGUCCUUGGAGAAUUACCUGACGACUCACCUCCACAAUGAUCUUUGGCAGAUCUUUAGCAACCCAGAGGACUGGAAGGAAAAAUACAUCCAUGAAAACUACACGGCAGCCUUAAAAGGCAAGGGGGUAGAAACGCCCUGCCCAGAUGUAUACUGGUUUCCACUGUUCAGCGAUGCCGCUUGCGACGAACUGGUAGAGGAGAUGGAGAAUUUUGGCCAGUGGUCCAAGGGAGAUAACUCGGACAAAAGGAUCCUGGGGGGCUACGAGAAUGUGCCGACGAUUGACAUCCACAUGAACCAGAUCCACUUUGAGCGUGAGUGGUACAAAUUUCUCCUGGACUAUAUCGCGCCCAUCACAGAGAAGCUGUAUCCUGGGUACUACACCAAAACCCAGUUUGAGCUGGCCUUUGUGGUUCGGUAUAAACCUGAUGAGCAGCCGUCACUGAUGCCGCACCACGAUGCGUCCACUUUCACCAUCAACGUCGCCUUAAACCGUGUAGGGAUUGACUACGAAGGCGGAGGCUGUCGGUUCCUGCGGUACAACUGCUCCAUCAGAGCACCCCGGAAAGGCUGGACCCUCAUGCACCCAGGUCGCCUGACCCAUUACCACGAAGGCCUCCCCACCACCAAAGGGACCCGUUACAUUGCUGUGUCUUUUCUCGAUCCGUAGAGGUGCGCCUUCUGAAAGGAAAGCAAGAGGAAUAUCUUACCAGCUUUUGUACCAAAG
Molecule: messenger RNA, 2248 nt
Organism: Euleptes europaea (tarantolino)
Lineage: Eukaryota; Metazoa; Chordata; Lepidosauria; Squamata; Sphaerodactylidae
Gene: PLOD1
Product: procollagen-lysine,2-oxoglutarate 5-dioxygenase 1
Exons: 19
Coding region: 2-2191 (729 amino acids)
Biological process (GO): peptidyl-lysine hydroxylation
Cellular component (GO): endoplasmic reticulum
Molecular function (GO): procollagen-lysine 5-dioxygenase activity; iron ion binding; L-ascorbic acid binding
Source: RefSeq, a predicted model, not a curated record